CCGAGUUGUGUGUACGGUUUUUAUGGGACCAAUACUUUUAUUAACAAAUUAGGAAUAAAUAUUGUUGUUACAUAUUUAAGUGUCAAAAAGCAAGGACCGUAGCUGUCUUGAUUUAAGAAUGUCGUCGUUGUUAAGUGCCGAUUUAGCCGCGGCUUGUAACGCCCUAGGGUAUUUUGAUGUGAAAUCUAACAAGUAUUAUGCCGAUUCCAAUACUUUAGAAACAGUGAAAGAUUUAAUACGAUACCUGAGGCGAGACGACGAGAGCCACGAUAUUCGAAGGCAGCUGGGCGAGACAAAAGUUUUACAAACAGACUUGCUGCCAUUGUUGAAAAGUUAUUGGGAAGAGACCGAUCUGUUUGAUGUUUUGUUAAGGUUAAUAGUAAACCUUACUACACCAGCUUUAAUGCUGUGGAACGAAGAACUACCAACAGACAAGUAUGUCCGGAACUUCUACCUAGAAAUAGAGGGCCAUCUACAGAGCUAUAAGGAGGCUUUCGCUGAUGAAGCUGUGUGGGCUGUUCUGAGUACAAGGCUCAGUAAGAUUUUAGAAAUCGAAUACACUUUAAGAGGAGAUGAAAAUAGUCUUAUUAUUGAACGCAUACUGAUAUUAGUGAGAAAUGUUUUGUAUGUACCAGCUGAUUCAAUGGAGAGACGUCCAGAUAAUGAUGCCAGUAUCCAUGAUCAAGUACUUUGGGCGCUCCACCAAUCCGGCAUGCUCGACAUCAUCCUCUACGUAACGAGCUCGUCGAGCGAGAGCGCCUAUUACCUGCAUAUCCUCGAAAUCCUGUCGUUCAUGCUGCGCGAACAGAGGGCCGGCGAUUUGGCCGGCGCCGCUUUGCAGCGCAGCCAAACGGAAAAAGUGCGGGACGAGGCGGAACUUUUGGCCAUUCGGCACAGGGAGACCAGCGAGCGACAGAAGAAGAGCAAAAUGUUCAGCGGCACUAGGCAUUCGAGAUUUGGAGGGACGUUCGUAGUAAAAUCGAUGAAGUCAAUUAGCGACAAUGAGCUUAUUUAUCACAAGCCGUUAAGCAAAUUGGACGCUUUAAAUUUUGACGCCGACAAAACCAAACCGAAAACACCGAAAAAUCGCCUACCGAUAAAAGCGUCGCAGACGGAGCGCCGAUCCGCCUUCAGCAUUCGCCUGUUCCUGAAGGAAUUCUGCGUGGAAUUUUUGAACGGUUCAUACAACACUUUGAUGUAUUACGUCAAGGACAACUUGGUGCGGGCGAAGGCACAGGUUCACGACGAAUCCUAUUACCUGUGGGCGAUGCGAUUUUUCAUGGAGUUCAACAGGUGCUACAAGUUCGAAGUCAAACUAGUCAGCGAAACCAUGUCUGUCCAGGCUUUCCGUUAUGUUCAGCAACAAAGUGAAAAAUACUUUGAUAUGAUAACCACCGAUAAAAAGAAAUUAAAAUCAUGGUCCAGACGUCUUCACCUAGCUGUCGUAGCUUACAGAGAACUGUUUCAAACACUCUCCGCCAUGGACCGAUCUUCAGAUGUGACAGUUCGUGAAUCAUCGGACGUUAUAAAAAGCAACAUCUUCUACGUCUUGGAGUAUAGGGAGUUUGUCUUGACGUUGCUGGUGACGUACGACGAAAUCAAGAUGUCGGACUCGUAUCUGAUGGAUUUGAUCGAGACCCAGCAUAUAUUUGUGAGAAUGCUGGAAGCGUUUGUGAAGAAGGACGGUUGUGUUAUGGUGCAGGCAAAAGGAAGAAGAAAGCAGAAGAAGAAACAAAAGAAAGGACGAUCAGCUGUUGCUUCUCAACCCAGAGAACUUGAUUUAGACGGUAUGUGGGAUGAAGUGUCCCCUCAGAUUUCAUCGGUAUUGGAAAAUAAUAAGGAUAUCUCUUGUGACGUUCCACCUUUUGAUGCAGCUUCAGAUAUUCCAAUUGACGACCAAAAAACCGAGGCCAUGAAAAAUAUCCAGAGGAAGCUGCGGAAUGGGGAAUACGAGAGCGGAAUAGGUCUGUUACGGGCCGCCAGGGAAGUCUGGCCAGAGAACGAUAGUUUUGGGAACGAUAAUAUGGUAGCCGAGGAGGAAUUUCUCGCCCUGAGGGACAUUUUCUUCGCCGACUUGGGAGAAAACAAUGUUACUCCGGCAGUCAACGUUGGGGAAGAUGAUGAAGAUCAGGAAGAAGAUGACGAGGAAGAGGAAGAUGGUCCUGUAUAUAAUGAAACUAAUUUUAAAUUUGAAGACUUUACUAAAAGACUUCCUCACCCGAAAAUUGUUAGAGCUUGCGGACUAGCGUUAAGACAAUUCGACAGGAACACAGUCAAUGCCAACCAUUGCAUUGUUAAAUUACUACAUCGAAUUGCUUUCGACUGCAAGAUGCCCAUAAUGGUUUUCCAGUUAAGUAUUUUCCGGACUUUUCAAAGGAUCUUUCAGCUAAAGGAUUUGCCUGAACACAAAGAAUUGGUUAAGUUCGCAACUUACAUCGUGCGGCAAUUCAUAAAAGUAUCCGAAACUAACAAAAAAGUUUUCAUGGAGGCUUUGUUCUGGAAGUCCAGCGGGGAAUGCUGCGAGAUCGAGAACGGAUACAAUAUGUCCGAUGGAAAGUUGAAAUCAGAUUGGACUGAUGAACAGGAAGAUGAACUAAGGCAUCUUUUUAUGGAAUAUCAAGAAGCUCCCAAAGAUGAAGAUAUUGUUGACUGGAUUACUAAUAAUCUAGUGGAUAAUACUAGAUCUCGAAGACAAGUGUUGAAGAAAUUAAAAGACCUUAUGUUAUUGGUUGAUUAUAAAGGCAAAAAGAAAUCUGGUGCUGCUUCCAGGCCACCGAAGGUAUGGACUCAGGACGAAGAAAAUAAUUUACAAGAAUUAUUUGAGUUAUUCCGGGAUUCAAAUGACGUUCUUGGAAACAUCAUGGAUCAGCUCGAGGUUCCAAGACCUAAAAAUAGAGUGGUCGAGAAACUUCUAGUGAUGGGGUUAAUUCAAGAUAAACGAGAAGUGUACAAGAAAAGAUCUAAAAAGAGCACGAAAUCUGCUUUGGAAGAUGAUAGAAGUGACGGAGAUUCCUUACACAGUGACAGUGAAGAUGACGGAUCAUCUCAACUGGUAUCUAAAAAUAAACCAAUCCCAACACAAAAGCGCCAGAAGAAAAAAACGGCAUCUAGUAACAAGAAUCGCGCAGCUAAAAGAAAAGUUAAUGCUCCAGUUUCAAAGAAGCGCAUUGCUGAAUUGUUGAUCAAAAUUACUGAUUCAGAAAUGCAGGAAGCUCUCGGGUGGUUAAAGGAGAGUUUAUCCGAUGCCAUUGAAGAUUACGAGGUCGGGAAUAACGAAGGUAUUCCAUUAGUUCCCGUAAUGGAUUACGCCGAGGCCGCCAUGGAAAAUGCAGACAUCCAACAAAUGCUCAAGGGAAUAGGCAUUUGUCCACCGUUUGACGAACAGGAAAGUUAUUGGCGAAUACCAAGUCAUAUUACCCCCGUCCAAUUAACAAAUUACUGCGAGAUGAUUCAACAAGCCAUAGAUAAAACACUAGAAAUUGAAGAAGACACUGAAAUUUUGCCAGAUUCUGAGGCUUUACAACAAGACGAAUCAUCAGAAGACGAAGAUCUUUUUAAUAAACUACGAACUAUUACUUCAAAUAGUACCGAAGAGCAAAACCCCAGGGAGGUACCAACUGAACCCAAUGAUGUUUUUGAUAAGUUAAGAAAUACUGACAAGCAGGUUAGUUCUGAAAAUGGAGAGCUAGCUAAGAAAAAAUCAAGAAUUCAGCGUAAUAUUUUGGAUAGUGACGAUGAGAGUAAUGAUAAUAAUACUCUCCAAAACGUAAACGAUGAUGAAAUGUCAGUGACAGAGGAAAAUACUUCAACUAGUUUUCGAAAAGCUCUUGAGAGUGAUAGCGAAGAAGACGAUAUAAAUAAUGAUAAAACAUCAACCAAAAGAGACAGAUCUGAUUCUGAUACUCCUCGCUCAAAGAAAAAGUUAAGAAUUCAGACUAAUAUUUCAGACAGCGAAGAUGAAAGUAAUGAUAAUGCAAAACUUCAAAGCUUGAAUGAUGAUGAAGUGUCAACAGGAAAUGAAACUACUUCUACCAGCUUUAGGAAGGCCCUGACGAGUGAUAGCGAAGAAGAUGAAGACAGUGAAAAAAGAAGAUCUACCAAACGGGACAGGGGCGAUUCUGGUUCAGAUGGAGAAGAUCCAGUUCCAAAGAAAGGCAGAAUUAUUGAAAGCGAUGAAGAUUAAUCUAGUUUUAAGUUUAUAUUGUUAUUUAAAAAAGUUUUGUUCUGAAUAAAGUCGUUUGUGUCUA
Sitophilus oryzae (rice weevil) is the source of this 4247-nucleotide messenger RNA. RefSeq names its product protein timeless homolog (gene timeout). Gene Ontology annotation, biological process: DNA replication checkpoint signaling; DNA repair; replication fork arrest. Gene Ontology annotation, molecular function: DNA binding. Gene Ontology annotation, cellular component: replication fork protection complex. Lineage: Eukaryota; Metazoa; Arthropoda; Insecta; Coleoptera; Curculionidae. The record is from RefSeq and is a predicted model, not a curated record. Bases 119 to 4183 code for a protein of 1354 amino acids. The transcript is spliced from 20 exons.